AUGAACACAUCACAGGAUCCCAUAUUAUUAACCAGCAGUCAAAACAAUGUCAACUAUGAAUCAUUUAACGAGGCUAUGGGUGUCGGGCGUAACCCCAAGACACCGAGCGGUCGGAUACCUGUGCGCUAUAUUAUGGCCGCCAUUGUAUUGAUGGCCACAUUCACGACAUACAACUGUCGCUUCAAUCUAAGCAUAGCUAUUGUGGAAAUGUCUAACUAUACAGACAACAGUGCAAACAAAACCUCAUCGGGUAGUGACGUGUGCUCAGCACCGGUAGCCACCAAUCACACCAACGGAACUUCAAAAAAUCACCAAGGUAGCAACGGUGAAUUUGACUGGGACCAAAAGACACAGGGUGUAAUACUGGGCGCAUUUUUCUACGGCUACGUACUGUUCCAGGUGUUGGGCGGACGGUUGGCCGAGCUAUUUGGCGCCAAAUGGCUGUGUGCCGUGAGUCUGGCACUGAGCUCGUUGCUCAACGCGUUGACACCCAUCAUAGCCCGCGCCCGUAUCUAUUGGCUACUGUUGGCCAGUCGUGUAGUGUUGGGCGCCUUUCAGUCGGUACUGUUUCCCGCCUGCUAUGCACUGGUGGCCAAAUGGACGCCCGAACACGAGCGCAGUGUAGUUCUAUCUCUACCGUUAAUUGGCGGUAAUAUUGGCACAAUUGUCACGUCAGCCCUAACCGGGUAUCUGACCGAGGAGGGUUUUGCCGGCGGCUGGCCAUCCGUUUUUUACGUAUCAGUUCGUUACGCUAAUAUCAACAACAAUGUUAAUAGUAAAACAACGGCCAGUAAUGGUAUAGCGGGUGUACCGGCAAAACAGCGCACAUCUGUGCCGUGGCUUAAGAUAUUCACAUCAUUACCGGGUGUGUUUCUAUAUGGAUUACGUGGUGGUGGCGAUGUGCCGGUUGACGCUGACAUGACACUGCAAUACGUGGGAACAGUGUUCGCGAUCGCAAACUCCAUAGCGUUUACGUGCGGUAUAAUGACACCACUAGUAAUCGGGGUAAUAGUGGGCGACGGGACGGAACACGUGCGCCGGCAGUGGGCGUACGUGUUCUACAUGUCGGCCGCGCUUAACGUUUUUGGCGGACUUGUGUUCGUUGUGUUCGGUUCGGCUAAACAGCAGGAGUGGGACAAACAGCCCGUCAGCCAUAGUAUUGAACUUAACAAAUGA
Molecule: messenger RNA, 1176 nt
Organism: Medioppia subpectinata
Lineage: Eukaryota; Metazoa; Arthropoda; Arachnida; Sarcoptiformes; Oppiidae
Source: the annotation of a GenBank genome assembly